Tigriopus californicus is the source of this 1769-nucleotide messenger RNA. RefSeq names its product RNA-binding protein lark-like. The record is from RefSeq and is a predicted model, not a curated record. Gene Ontology annotation, molecular function: zinc ion binding; mRNA binding. Lineage: Eukaryota; Metazoa; Arthropoda; Copepoda; Harpacticoida; Harpacticidae. Gene Ontology annotation, cellular component: cytosol; cytoplasm; nucleus.
CCUUGAUCUGUCUUCAUGGGCGGGUGUGUAGCUGCCUGUAUGGCUGUGUGGGACCGGCUAGAUUGCUAGAUCGAGAUUAGAGGCAGUUAGAAGUUCGAGGCAGGCAGGAUUCACUCACCGCCUCACCGUCUUCCCGCCCUCAGUCCUUGGGUCCGAUAGAAGACGUGAAGACUCGUGGAUAUCCAGCACAGGUUCACGGACCCCCGGGACCCCGAGUCCAACCAACAGCAUGAAGAUCUACGUAGGCAAUUUGGGCGACGACGACCUGAUCACGGCCCAAGACCUCAAGCCCCUGUUUGAGCCGUAUGGCACGGUCACGGAAUGCGAAAAGAUCAAAAACUACGCGUUCGUGCAUGUGGAGGAGGAAUCGGGCGGGGAAAAGGCGGUGCGCGAACUGCACAACACGCCGCUCAAAGGCCGGGAGAUCCGCGUAGAAAAGAGCGAGACGCGCGGACCGCGAAAUCCGUCCCACAAGUUGUUCGUGGGCAAUCUGCCGGCCGGCACCACGGCCCAAGACAUCCGAGACCUCUUCACCGACCACGCCCCCGUCAUCGAAGCCGACGUCAUCAAAAACUAUGCCUUCGUCCACUUGGACGCCGCCCUGGAUGCUGCGCGCGUCACCGACCUCAUCCGACAACUCAACGGCCACCAACUCCAAGGCCACACCAUCCGCGUCCAAAUGUCCGUCUCCGAUUCCAAAGGGGGCGGCGGGGGCGGGGGACGUCGGGAGAGCGGAGUGCGCUCGACGGCCAAAGAGGACUGUUUUCGAUGCGGCGGACGAGGCCAUUGGUCCCGCGAGUGUCCCAGUGACUUUGACAGCCGAUCCGAUCGUCGCAGUGGCGGCCGCGGUCCCCCCCCGCGACGUGACGACCGAUAUGAUGGAGGAGGCCGAAUGCGCGGUGCCGAUCCCUACCGUCCGCGCGAUCGAGCCGAUCCCUACCCGUCCCGAUCCGCCCCUCGUGACCGUUACGAUGAACCUAUGUACCGUCGCGAGUCGGCCUAUUCCGCCCCCGCUCCCCGCGAGCCUUACGAACGACGCAGCUACGGAGGCGGUCCUGAUGAUUAUUACGGUGGUUCUUUGGCCCUCCCACCCCGUCGACCCGAGCCGUUUGGUGAGGCCUAUCCACCCGCGGCGCCCGUACGCUACGGGACCGGUGGGUAUGCUGCCCCGGGCUACGCCUCCGGUCCCAGCCUGGAUCUGGGGCGCUCGGGUGGCUAUGACUCGGGCGCCUCUUCGGGUACGGCCCCGGCCAUGGUGCCCUAUUCACGGCGACCAGCCGUCGCCCCCGCUCCCGCCUUUCCUGGCUCGAUGGGUGGUUAUCCCAGUGCGUCCGGCGUCUCUUACGGUUCGCGCCGAGACGACAUGGGGGGAUCCUAUGGGUCUUACUAAGAACGCUGAAAGCCACCCGUUGUUGAUUUUGUUGUCACUGUUGUCGCCGUUGCCGUCGCCGUUGCCGUCGCCGCCGCUGCCGUGAUGCGAUCGUUGAAGACCCGAACCGCGAACCAAUUGCAUCGCCGUAGUCCUAACCGCGACCGUUGUAGUGACCUCGACGACGUCCUCUGCUGCCACCUUUUGACCCAUCAAUCAUACCAUUAAGAACUUGCUUAUGGCGGCCAUGGCUAUCUCAUUCUUUUUUUUUCACUUCAAAUCGUAACGCGCAUACUGAUUAUAAUGUUGCUCGCUAUUACUACCGUAAAGUGGAUCUCGCAGUCCUAGAAUCAGAGAGGUCACGCUUGACAGCGAAGCGAAUAAAUUCAAUUAAUCUCCA